Messenger RNA from Xylaria bambusicola, 1341 nucleotides. Its product is annotated as cytochrome c oxidase subunit. Gene Ontology annotation, biological process: mitochondrial electron transport, cytochrome c to oxygen. Lineage: Eukaryota; Fungi; Ascomycota; Sordariomycetes; Xylariales; Xylariaceae. The transcript is spliced from 3 exons. Gene Ontology annotation, cellular component: mitochondrial inner membrane. Bases 180 to 668 code for a protein of 162 amino acids. The record is from RefSeq and is a predicted model, not a curated record.
CUCCCAGUCCGGUCGGCCACCAGUGUCAGCGGGAUCAUUCGAUUGGGGAGAAUUUGUUAUUACCUACACACUCUCAAUCCACCGAGAGCCACCGAUACCUAUCUAUCUAUCUAUCGUCAACCCUCGCCUUCACCUGACCGCCGAUACCACUGAGCCUGCAGGCCUCCAUCAGACUCGCCAUGUCUUCCGCCUCUGUCCUCCGCGUCGCCGUCCGCGGCCCUACCCAGACCUUUUUCCGCGCAUACCGUCCCGUUGCUCCUCCUUCUCGGGCCAGCGCUGCCCUGGUCCCUGGCUUCAUUGCCGGCUCCAGCCUCAACUUCAGCACCACCGUCCCCCGUCGCAGCGAGCACGCCGAGGAGACCUUUGAGGAGUUCACUGCCAGGUAUGAGAAGGAAUUCGACUCCGUGCAGGACGUCUUCGAGCUCCAGCGCAACCUGAACAACGCCUUCGCCUACGAUCUCGUCCCCUCCCCCUCCGUUUUACAGGCCGCUCUCAAGGCCGCGAGAAGGGUGAACGACUUCCCCACCGCUGUCCGCGUCUUCGAGGGAGUCAAGGCCAAGGUUGAGAACAACGGUCAAUACGAGCAAUACCUUGCCGAGCUGAAGCCUCUGCGCGAGGAGCUCGGCAUUGUGCUGAAGGAGGACCUGUACCCCGAGAAGGCCAAAUAAAUUGGGUUAAUCGUCUUCGCUACCACCGCUCCCGUCAACUCCGUCUAUACAUACUCGGGCUAAAUCCAUAGGCUGCACGAGCGGCUUGGACUGAACCGAAAUUUUUCGAUCUCGAGACGAAAUAGGAGAUUAUAAUUCAAGUAGAGCGAGUUCGGGAGGAAACGAAAGGGGAGAAAAAAACCCUUGGAUGGGCUUUGGUGUCGCCUUCUUGGAUGCCGUAGAUCCAACCAUGUGUAUAUGUCUACUAUAAACAGCCUUUUUACCAACAAACCAACACUAGAGAGAUUCGAAAUGUCUUUUGAUUUUUUAUUCCCCCGUCUAAGUGGCAAAGAAAAGGAGAUGAUUUCCCAAGGCGUACAACUGAUGGCACUGACUGCAUUUGGGUGAAGAUAGAGGCCGAGACAGCUCGUAUAUUUUCCAUUUUAUUUUUGUUGUGUAGAGCAUCGAUGUUUUCCUUCUAAUCUAGGAUCCCUGUUGUCACUUAUACUAGAUAUCUGCCCCUACCUAUGUAAAUAUGACACAGAGACAAGACGUUCGAGGAAGAAGGAGUGUUGAGAGUAUAAUAAGGUAGUAAGUAAGUAAAUUAUGUUUGCUCAUAAUAACUAUAUACUGCGUCUUGAGGGACAGAAGGGGAAGAAUUGCUAAGGAAUAACGGAAAAUGAAAGAAACAGAA